This is a messenger RNA of Rhododendron vialii, 1985 nucleotides long. Its product is annotated as protein PIN-LIKES 6. Gene Ontology annotation, cellular component: membrane. Gene Ontology annotation, biological process: endoplasmic reticulum to cytosol auxin transport. The transcript has 11 exons. NCBI's taxonomy places the organism in Eukaryota, Viridiplantae, Streptophyta, Magnoliopsida, Ericales, Ericaceae. The record is from RefSeq and is a predicted model, not a curated record. Bases 198 to 1622 code for a protein of 474 amino acids.
UUUUAUUACUUCCUCCCUCCUCCUCUCCCUUGUGUUUGUUUGUAUGUAUCAAGAAAAAACAAGCUCUCUCUCUCAUUUGCCUUUUCUUUUAGGGUUAAUUUUCUUCUUUGAAAUCUUUCACCCAUUGGGAUUCUGUUGACGUUCUUGAAAACCCAUUCUAUACUUGACUUUGUCGAAACUUUUCCAUUGGGAUUCUGAUGACAUUCUCAAAAACCCAUUAUAUACUUGACUUAAGUCGAAACUUUCUUUUUCUUUCUUGCGUUUUGCAGAGCAAGAGGAUUGAUCUCACCACCAAACUAAACGAAAACAGAAACCGACUGUCUAAAUUUAGCUAUCUCGAAAUUUUUGUAGUGUGGAGAAUUCAAGUCCAGAAGUUCAAAUUGGAAAACAUGGAAAGGUUCCUGCUGGGAUUUCCAACCAGGAAUCAGAUUGGAGGAGGAGAAUCUUUAGUUGACACUAUAAAGAUUGCAGUUUUACCCAUCGCAAAGGUUUUUACAAUUUGCUUCUUGGGAUUUCUUCUUGCAUAUUUCAAGAUCUUACCUGCCAAUGGAAGGAAGCUUUUAAACGGGUUGGUUUUUUCACUUUUACUACCAUGCCUGAUAUUCUCUCAGCUUGGGCAAGCCAUCACUCUUGAGAAAAUGAUUGAGUGGUGGUUCAUUCCUUUUAAUGUUCUUCUGGCUACCAUAUCAGGGUCACUGAUAGGAUUAGCUGUUGCGUCCAUCGUACGUCCACCAUACCCGUUCUUCAAGUUUACUAUUGUCCACAUUGGAAUUGGAAAUAUUGGGAAUGUGCCACUUGUCCUGAUUUCAGCUUUAUGUCGAGAAAAGUCAAAUCCUUUCGGUGACUCCGAGAAAUGUACUCAAGAUGGGAAUGCCUAUAUCUCAUUCGGACAAUGGGUUGGUGCCAUCGUCCUAUACACCUACGUUUUCUAUAUGCUCGCGCCUCCAUCCGAAGGUACCUUUGAUAUUGAGGACAGGGAUCUUCCACUCAAGAAUUCUCCAAAGGAUAGCACUCAGGAGCAAGUUCCCUUACUUACGCAGGAGGCUAUGCCAACAAAUUCAGAUGCUCCAAAGAUAAGAAAGAUCAAAGAUCUAUUAGCUUUUGUGUUUGAGAAGUUGAAGGUCAAGCAAAUCCUUCACCCCCCUAUCAUUGCUUCUAUUUUAGCAAUGGUAAUUGGAUGUGUACCAUUUCUGAAGCGAUUAGUCUUUACAAAUGAUGCUCCUCUUUAUUUCUUCACUGACAGCUGCACGAUUCUUGGGGAUGCGAUGAUUCCAUCCAUUUUGUUGGCAUUAGGUGGCAACCUUAUAGAUGGGCCGGGGAGUUCAAAGCUUGGUAUUCGGACAACUGCUGCAAUUGUUUUUGGGCGGUUGGUUUUGGUUCCUCCAGCUGGACUUGGCAUUGUCAUGUUGGCUGACAAGCUCGGUUUCCUUCCUCCUGAUGAUAAGAUGUUCAGAUUCGUCCUUCUCCUCCAGCAUUCAAUGCCCACAUCUGUGCUUUCUGGUGCUGUAGCCAAUUUGAGAGGAUGUGGGAGAGAGGGAGCAGCUGUGCUGUUCUGGGUUCAUAUAUUUGCAAUUCUUUCUAUGUCUGGGUGGAUAGUUCUCUAUCUCCACAUUCUCUUCUAAAUUGCACGUGGUGCUCUUUUUACAUUAUGAAUUCCACCACGAUGCUGUUGGGCUGAAAUGAGGGGAAGGGAGCAGCUGUUACUCGUCUGAGUAUCAUCUUAUGGCAAAACCAUUCGCUAUCUGUGGCUGGUUGUCACAAUGGCAUUACCCCCUUCCACUGUUUUUCUUCAGAAGUCCGUGUUAAUAGUAAAUCGAAAAGGAUAACCAUGAGAAAUGUGUGAAAAAGAGCUGCCAGAAGGCGCUUCAUGAUUUUGCUCUGCCGCUAUUAUAUGUGUUUUAGCCUCUCUUUUUUCUACGAUCCAACAAACUUGUUUUAGGUAGCCAGCUAAUUUAAUAUUCAUGUUCACUUUCAUCUUUGGUUAA